CUGUAAGCCUAAUUCCUCUUCCUGGAGUGCUGGCUUUGCAGUAGCUCAUCCCCCAUGGAGAUUGUUACCGAGUUACCGGACUCUGACUCGCGGCUGAUGGCGGCUCCUGCGCGGAGUGAUCAUGUAGCUCUGCUGCUGGGAAAUGUGCUACACGUCUGGGGCGGUAUACAGUAUGUAGAUGGAGAAGAAGUUGUGUUACCCAGUGAUGAGAUCUGGCUCUACGAUCUGGAAAGUGGAAUCUGGGCUCGCAUGGGAAUGGGUGGAGAGUUGCCUCCUCUGCUGUCUCAGACUUGUGGCUCACUUCUCAGUGGUAUGCUUUAUGUUUUUGGAGGCAGAGACAGCGAUGACUACACCAACCAGAUGUAUUGCGUAGACUUGCAAGAUGGAAAAUACACCUGGAGGAAAUUGAGUGCCUGUGUGGGAACCCCUCCUUCACCCAGAGACAGACACUCCUGCUGGGUCUACAAGGACAGACUCAUCUAUUUUGGCGGAUAUGGAUGGAAAACUGUUCGAGAGAUCAACAACUAUAAAAGUUUCACAGUGGAUGAGACAUCAUGGGCGACGAAUGGCCGUGUGUUUUUCCGCUUUUGGGGUUGGAAUAACGAGGUACAUAUAUUUGCAUCCGACUCAGCCACAUGGACUGAACCCCAAAUUCAGGGCUGGCCACCUGAACCAAGGGCUUCCCAUGCUAGUGCCACUCUUGGCAGCAAGGGCUACGUCUGUGGUGGAUUAGAAACACAGACUAUAGACAUCCACUGUUUAGACCUGGACACGUGGACAUGGACACAAAUCGAGCCUUUGGGCCCUUCCCUCCCAAUGGGCCGCUCCCUGCACACGCUCACCCCCACCUCACACAACACGCUGUUCCUCUUCGGUGGCCUCAGCAUAUCUGGACAGGUUCUCUGUGAUGGCUGGGAAUUUGACACUGUAACAAGAGAAUGGAGAGAGAGGCCACAUCCUCACAAAGAUAAACCCAGGUUGUGGCAUGCAGCAGUACAGGGAAAGGACAAUGAUGUGGUGGUUUAUGGAGGAAGCCGAGACUUCAUCAUAGUCAUGGAUUCGGUUACAGUGCUCAGAUCUCCUUCACAGUGUCACUGUGGAGAUGUGCUGGUGUUUCAGAGCCAGCCUUAUUCACUCGCCAGAUUAUGUGAGGACUGCAUAGGCAAACAUGGAACCAUUUUACGGGAGAAGGUGUCAUCUUUACCACCCAGAGUUCAGGAGACCCUUCACAAGAGGAUAUCUUACUUCCAAUCAGAAAUGCAGAAGCAACGUAGUUAUAUAUGAGCUCAUGUACAGGAGAAUUAUAGAGUCCAUUCAGGAUUUCACAGUUUUUUUUUUUGUCUGUGAUUGUUGCGGCCAGAAAUACUAGAUUUUUCUGCUGCUUUUCCCCAAAUUUGUGAUGCAGCUUGAGGAGUUUUUUUGUUCUUUUUCUGCAUAAAAUUACUUGAAUUGGCAAAAUUGCAAUUGCACAAUAUUGAAUCGCACGUGAUGUUUGUUGGUAAAUGAGACCUUUUAGCUAUAAUCAUGUUCGACACACACAUGAAUCGAAGAGUGCUGAAUGCAUGUGAUGACGUCACAUGACGUCUUGGCCCAAAUCUGCAGAAAAUCUACGGUAAUUCUGAAAAAUUACAAACUCCUUCGCAUAUUGUGGAGUUUGCUUGAUUUUGCAUUCAUUUCUGUGAUUGCAAAAUCAUGAAAUCCUAGAGGGACUGAUUGUAUUGGCUCGAUCAUGUGAGCAUUUCUGCUCCACUAACAUUCCUUUGUUUCAAAAGGACUUCUAAAGAACAUAUAUUUAUUGAAUUUUGUUAUACAGCAGGUUAUUGGAUAUUAAUAUUGUACAUUCUUAUUAGAAGUGUCUUCAACAACUUAUUAUUAUUGAAAUUAAGAGAUUUAAUUACUGAAUCUUUAAAUAUUUUUCUUCAGAUUUGUAUAAGGAUAUAGGUUCUUUAUGCUUUUUAAUGAGACAGAUUCUGGGUUGAUUUACACAUUAUAAUCUGAUCAUGAAAAAAAAUUAAAAUAAAUUAAUAAAGGAUCUAAACUAAUCAGGGAGUAUAAAUUUCUACACGUGAAAAGCCAACCAGAAUCUACUGUAAAAAGGGUGGAAAAGGAUUUUUAGCAUCCUAAAGGGCUUUCUUUUUGGAACCUUCUUCUGUUCUAACAUACAAACUUUAAAAGAAGCCUUUCAGAGGGAUCGACAUAACGCUAUAAAGUAUACACACCUCCUUUAACUGGUUUAAUCAUACGUUUAUUAUUGAAUAUAUUCAUAUUCAUGAAUUGGAAUGCUUUCUUACAAAAUAACAGUGGAAUGAUAUGUCACAUUUAUGCCAAUAUAUACUAAUAAAACCUGGAGUUUCUUCUUCUUUCAUGAUGACAUAAU
Ictalurus furcatus (blue catfish) is the source of this 2377-nucleotide messenger RNA. RefSeq names its product kelch domain-containing protein 1. NCBI's taxonomy places the organism in Eukaryota, Metazoa, Chordata, Actinopteri, Siluriformes, Ictaluridae. Bases 55 to 1284 code for a protein of 409 amino acids. The record is from RefSeq and is a predicted model, not a curated record. The transcript is spliced from 13 exons. Gene Ontology annotation, molecular function: protein binding.